AUGGCGGGAACGGCACGGAUCCACAUCUUGGGUGCCGGGUACCUGGUGGCCUUUGGAUACUUCAUGCUGCAGGGGAGCCACCUCCUCCUACAGCCUGUGAAGAUCACUGUCCGGCCACGGGACUGCCUGGUCGCCUACUCGGCUCUGCUGAUUGCUGUGAAGACGUUCCUGUCGGUCGGCGCAUGUGUGUACCUGGAGACUUUACUCAUCUCCCACGGCUGGCUGGUCCACAGUUUCAGUCUGGACUGCACGGUCCCAGGGUACCAGUUAGCCGUCCCCGAGGAUGAAGCCUGUGAUCCCCAGAAAAGGAAGCGGGGGUCCUGGGAUGCCAUGUGUUUAACCUUCCUGCUAAUACAGCGACGGAUAUUCCUGAGUUAUUACCACCUUUAUGUGGUGCCGCUGGACGAUGUCACUGUGGCUCUGCGCGCACUCAGCGGGGACAGCACCCCCGUGUCCGAGGCCCUGCGGGGGGAGCGCCACGGCUGGUGGCGAGCUGUCAUUCAGGUUUGGACUGUGGUGGCCGGCAGGGGCGUGCAGGGCUUCGCCACCUGCGUCCAGAACUCCCGCAGGGGACUCGGGGCCCCAGUGGGACAGCCCCUCGGCGAUCCUAGCUUGAGUCCUGAGACGCAAGGCCGGGCGGUGCUGUGCGACCUGCAGCCGCUGGCCCUGUUCUUGCAUCGCUCCACCGUGAAGAGCCCCUCGCCCCUUCCCCUGCUCUCCCCAUCCGGCCCUGCGCUGCGGAGCCUUCUCCCCGGCACCGUCCUGGCCUUCCCUGGAAACCUCCUUCCCCUCUUCCUGCCAGGGACUUACUCCCUCCUCCCCACGGAAGGCUGGACGGGACGGACCCUCCAGAUCUACCACUCCAUCCACCAGUUCUUCUCCAACCUCCGCCGGCCGCCAGCCAGCCGGGAGCGCAACGUGUACACCUUCGCCUUCCUGGUGGAGAUGCUCAACUUGGCCGUUGUCCUCUUUGGCUACUGGGCCUUUGGGUGGAAAGAGUCAGCCGCUGACCUGGCGGAGUCGCUCUUGGAGGAGACGGUGCCCAAGGCCUUCCUGGCGAUGGGGCUCAUCCAGUUCGGCACGAUGCUGGGGGACCGGGCCCUCUACCCGCGGAAGGCCUUGCUGGGGAAGUGUGCCUUCCAGGUCCUGGGAGUCCUCCGCACCCACUUCUGGCCCUUCUUCAUCCUGCCUGGUGUCACCAGCAGGAGGUUUAAUCUCAACCACGUGGCUCAGAUCUGGUACCUGGUGAAAUGCAUCGACUUUGGCCCAUCCGCCUACCAGAUCAGGUGCGGCUACCCAAACCAGAUCCUCGGAAAUUUCCUGACCAAACACUUCAACCUCAUCAACCUUAUCUUGUUCAAAGGGUUCCGCCUGGUACCUUUCCUGCUGGAGCUGAGGGUUGUCAUAGACUGGGUGUGGACUGACAAUGCCCUCAACCUGUCCAAUUGGAUAUGCCUGGAGGACGUGUAUGCCAACAUCUUCAUCAUGAAGUGCUACCAGGAGUCUGAGAAGAAAUACCCCCGGCCGCUUGGGCGGCAGCAGAAGAAAGCCAUGAAGUACAGGGUUGGAUGCAUCGCCAUGUUGGCUUUGGUCUUCCUCAUGUGGUUCCCCCUGGUUUUCAUGGCCCUGUUGAAGACAGUGGGUGGGGUGACCAACCAGCCCCUGGAUGUGUCGGUCAAGAUCGCCAUCAACAGCUACAAGACCCUGUUCUCCAUGAGCGCUCAGCAGCUCAUGGAAUCUGGAUGCUGUGUCUCCUGUACAGCCCACUCCCACGGGUCCUGGGACGUGGACCGCCUGGCCUUCUUCCGCAACGCCACAGUCCGGCUGCAGCAGCUGAGGCCGGCGGAGGCCCUCACGGCCAGUCCGGCGGCCGAGUGGCAGGGUGUCCAGGAGUGGCGGCCAGGCUGUGACCAGAGCCGGGGCUGCGGCCAGGACAUGGAGCUGGUCAUCUUUCACGACAAAGUCAGCCCCCGGAGCCUGGACUUCCUGGCGGGAUACGGCCUCGUCGGGCUCUACGUGUCGGUGGUGAUGGUUGUGGCCAAGUUCACCCACGAGCACUUCCCCGGCAUCGCCCGGUCCAUCAUGUACGACCAGCUGCCUGACGUGGUCUGCGUGCUCGGGCUCUGCGCUGCCGUCUUCCCGGUCCGCGAGCUGGGCAAGCUGCAGCUGGAGCAGAAGCUGCUGGCCAGGCUCAACUUCCUGUACCGCUCGCCCGAGACCACGAUCAAGUGGACGCAGCGGCGCCCGCCGGCCCCCAACCACCCUGUUGCCGGGGCUCCAGAGGGGCCAUGGGAAGCAGCCGUCAGGUCCUCAGGCCCUUUGGCCUCGAGAAGCAGGGUCUUUGCCUCAGCCCUGGGUCCCCCUGAUGCCAAGCCCUUGCAGCUGCUCCCCAGCUGA
Orcinus orca (killer whale) is the source of this 2397-nucleotide messenger RNA. RefSeq names its product piezo-type mechanosensitive ion channel component 2-like. Lineage: Eukaryota; Metazoa; Chordata; Mammalia; Artiodactyla; Delphinidae. The transcript is spliced from 15 exons. Bases 1 to 2397 code for a protein of 798 amino acids. The record is from RefSeq and is a predicted model, not a curated record.